UUUAAUGUAUUGAAGGUUACGAGGAACUGUAGGGAGGUGUGAAGAGGGUGUACACGAGUUAAUUUAAGGUCACCUUCAACGACAGAAGUGGCCGGAACGACGUGCAGGUGACUUCUGUCAGUACUCUUAAACAAUUAAGUAUAUGUCAGACACUCAUCCAAAAAAAAUGGCAGACGAACAUGCAUCAACAAAAUUCAUAAAGCCCGGAAGUCAUAAAGGCAAAGGGCUGGCAGUAUUCACUAGUGGAGGUGACUCACAAGGUAUGAAUGCGGCUGUGCGUGCCGUUGUGCGUAUGGGUAUUUACUUAGGCUGCAAAGUAUUCUUCAUAAAGGAAGGAUAUCAAGGUAUGGUAGAUGGAGGAGAUAAUAUUGUCGAAGCAACUUGGUCUUCCGUAUCUUGCAUCAUCCAUCGAGGUGGUACCGUAAUAGGUUCAGCAAGAUGCAUGGAAUUUAAAGAACGUGCUGGACGUUUGAUAGCUGCUAAAAAUUUAGUCACACGCGGUAUUACAAACUUAGUCGUAAUUGGUGGUGAUGGUUCAUUAACUGGCGCUAAUUUAUUUAAAACCGAGUAUCGUGAUCUGUUGAAGGAAUUAGAGAGCACAGGUCAAAUAAAUGCUGAACAAGUUGAAAAAUAUUGUCAUCUUCAUAUCGUGGGUAUGGUAGGUUCUAUAGAUAAUGAUUUCUGUGGGACAGAUAUGACAAUUGGUACAGACUCAGCGUUACAUCGUAUAAUAGAGAGCAUUGAUGCAAUCGUCAGUACUGCGUACUCGCAUCAACGAACAUUUAUUAUGGAGGUCAUGGGUCGUCAUUGUGGCUACCUGGCUCUAGUGGCAGCUAUGUGUUCCGAAGCCGACUUUGUAUUCAUCCCAGAGUGGCCACCAGAGCGUGACUGGCCAAACAAGCUCUGCAAAAAAUUAUUGCAGGAACGUCUUACGGGUCAACGUUUGAAUAUUAUAAUCGUUGCGGAAGGAGCAGUUGACAGAAAUGGAGAUCCAAUUACUGCUGAAAAAAUUCGUGAAGUUGUCGUUAAUAAAUUGCAACAAGACACCCGGAUAACUGUACUCGGUCACGUGCAACGUGGUGGUAAUCCUUCAGCUUUUGACAGAAUUUUGGGUUGUAGAAUGGGUGCAGAAGCUGUGAUGGCUUUGAUGGAAGCAACAUCUGAAACCGAAGCCUGUGUUGUUACUCUUGAUGGAAAUCAAGCGGUCCGUUUACCUUUGAUGGAUUGUGUCAAUCGUACUAAAGCCGUAGCUCAGGCUAUGGCUGAUAAAAAUUGGGAUCUUGCUGUUCAAUUACGUGGAAAAGGUUUUGCCCGUAACUUGGAAACUUACAAAAUGCUUACAAGAUUAAAAGCUCCAAUCGGUUCUCAAGACACCAAGAACAGCAUCGAACACGUCUUAACAAAGCAAUUAACACUAUGUGGUCAAGAUCAAUAUACUCUUGCGGUAUUGCACGUUGGUUCUCCAUCGUGUGGAAUGAACGCAGCCGUAAGAUCGUUUGUAAGAAAUUGUAUCUACAGAGGAGACAAAGUCUAUGGUGUUUGUGACGGUGUCGCAGGUUUAGAAGCUGGCAAAGUUAAGUUAAUGGAUUGGGCAUCUGUAACAGGAUGGGUCGCUCAAGGUGGAGCUUAUCUUGGUACAAAACGUGCGCCUCCCAAAGAAGAUCAGUUGCCACAAAUAGCUGCCCGUUUGAAGGAACUUGGUAUUCAAGCUUUGCUCGUUAUUGGUGGGUUCGAAGGUUACCAGACGUGUCUUUCGUUCAUAGACGCACGUAAAAAAUUCCCUGAAUUUAAAAUACCUAUUGCAAUGAUACCUGCGACCAUCAGUAACAAUGUUCCUGGAACUGAAUUUUCUCUCGGUUGUGACACGGCAUUGAAUGAAAUUACAGAGAUUUGCGACCGUAUUCGUCAAUCAGCACAAGGAACAAAACGCCGUGUAUUUAUUAUUGAAACUAUGGGCGGCUAUUGUGGUUAUUUGGCAACUCUUGCUGGUCUUGCAGGUGGUGCAGAUGCAGCUUAUAUCUUUGAAGAAAAAUUCAAUAUUAAAGAUUUGAAUCGAGAUGUUGUCGCUAUGGCUGCUAAAAUGUCUGAAGGUGUUCAACGAGGUCUUAUUCUAAGAAAUGAAAGUAGUAAUCUUAAUUAUAACACCGAUUUCAUGCAAAGAUUGUUCAGUGAGGAAGGAAAAGGCUUGUUCAGUUGUCGCUCUAACAUCAUUGGUCAUAUGCAACAAGGUGGAUCACCUACACCAUUUGAUCGUAACUUAGGUACUAAAAUGGGAGCGAAAGCUGUUGAAUGGUUUACUGAUCAACUUAAAAAACAUACAUCACCUGACGGUGUUGUAAACGCUUCUACUCCUGAUACUGCUGUUAUGUUAGGUAUCAUCAAACGUCAGUACAAAUAUACUCCAUUGUCAGAUCUUGAAGAACAAACUGAUUUCGAACAUCGUAUUCCUAAACAGCAAUGGUGGAUAAAACUUCGUCCCUUGUUGAAAGUACUCGCUAAACACGAGUCGACUUAUGAAGAAGAAGGAUUAUAUAUAUCCGUAGAAGAAAUGGAUCAAGGAGAACCUAUGGUUUAAAAUUAAAAAAUUUAUAUUAAUCAUUAAAAUUCAUUAUUUUCACGUAUAGAAAUACUUACAUAUUUUGUGUCAUAUUUAAUUAUGUCGGUUAUUGUAAGAUCGAUGCAGGAAGUACUAAAUAAUUUUACAGCUCAGUAUUCAAAGCUGAUAUAUUUAUUUUAAUUAAUUAAUAGAAGUCAUGAGUCACAAAAUAACUCAAAAUCAUUUUAUUUAACCAUUUUUUUGUUUGUAUGAGAGAGAGAGAGAGAAAGAGUGUUUAAAAUAGUUCACGUGCUUCGAAACUCGUCACUUGAGAAGCUUUUUAUCCAACAAUGCUUUUAAAUCAAUGAGUACAAGUUGAGAAUAAUUUUGCCGAAUAUUGAAUCAUUUUUAAGCUAUAGACUUAUUGUUACACUCGUCAAUCGGUUGUUUAUUGUCAUUAACUUAUUUAUUUAAAUUAGUAGUCAGCUAGGCAUAGACUUUUUUUCUUCUAAGCGUAGAAUUCAAUAAUUCUACUUAUUCUUCUCUUAAAUGAUAAUUUUAUUUUCUCAAUAUUAUUUUGAACGUUACUCAAAGCUAUGAGAGGCUAUUUGGAUAAUACACUUGUCUACCUCAUAAAAAACAAAGAGAAAAGGAGAAAAAUAAAUAUACAUAAAA
Molecule: messenger RNA, 3211 nt
Organism: Cotesia glomerata
Lineage: Eukaryota; Metazoa; Arthropoda; Insecta; Hymenoptera; Braconidae
Gene: Pfk
Product: ATP-dependent 6-phosphofructokinase
Exons: 15
Coding region: 143-2575 (810 amino acids)
Biological process (GO): fructose 6-phosphate metabolic process; fructose 1,6-bisphosphate metabolic process; canonical glycolysis
Cellular component (GO): 6-phosphofructokinase complex; cytoplasm
Molecular function (GO): fructose-6-phosphate binding; identical protein binding; monosaccharide binding
Source: RefSeq, a predicted model, not a curated record